UGGCACCACGUAGAGGCAACUGUCACAGGCGCCAAUAUUCGUUACAAAGUUGUCCCUCGUUCUUCCUCCAAAAAUAAUAUAAGAAAAGAACUUCAUAUUUGCUAGCACAUUCACUUCAAGACUCCCCUACUCCUUUCUCUUCUUCUUCUUCUUCUUCUUCUUCUAAGCUUAGAAAUGGAGAACCCAUCUCGGGCCGAGGCUUUUCCGGUUGGCCUUCGGGUUUUGGUGGUGGAUGAUGACCCAACUUGGAUGAAAAUCCUUGAGAAAAUGCUCAGAAAGUGCUCAUAUGAAGUAACAACAUGCGGCUUAGCAACAGUUGCACUGAGCCUGCUUCGUGGAAGAAGGGAUAAGUUUGACAUUGUAAUUAGCGAUGUCAAUAUGCCCGACAUGGAUGGUUUCGAGCUUCUGGAACAAGUUGGACUUGAGAUGGAUCUCCCUGUCAUCAUGAUGUCCGUGAAUGGGGAAACAAGUAGGGUAAUGAAAGGGGUUCAACAUGGUGCAUGCGAUUACCUACUUAAGCCCAUUAGAAUGAAAGAGCUGAGAAACAUAUGGCAACAUGUUUAUAGAAAGAAAAUGCACGAACUGAAAGAGGUUGAAGACCAUGAUAUCAGUGAAGAUAUUCAAAUGAGUAGAAGUUUUUCUGAGGAUUUUGAUGACAGGCAAGGAUGUCUUGGAAAGCGAAAAGAUUUGGACAGCAAAGAAACUUCGGAUCAAGAAUGUAACGAUACUGCAGCAGUGAAGAAAUCUAGAGUUGUGUGGUCUGUGGAUCUUCAUCAAAAAUUUGUGAAUGCUGUGAAAGAAAUAGGAUUUGACAAAGUUGGUCCAAAGAAGAUUCUUGACUUGAUGAAUAUCCCCGGGUUAACAAGAGAAAAUGUUGGUAGUCACCUGCAGAAAUACCGUCUCUAUUUGAGUAGAUUGCAGAAGCAACAUGAAGAGAGAAGUAGUGUCAAAAACAUCCAACCUGAUUUCAACCCUACUGGUCCCCGGGCUAACUUCCAGAACUCAGCCACAAUGAAUCAAAUCAGCGCUUCUGGCCGAUAUGUGCCCAUUACCCAAAAUUUCCAGGCGUAUAAUAGAACUCCCGCUAUUUUUGCCAACAACGUAAAGAGCACAGUAGCCUUGCGUUUAAAAGAUCAAAUGGGGACAAUAUCAUCUGUUGAAACUUCCACACCAAAGCAAGAACCCUGGAGCAAUGGCAUCCCUCUAACAUCGUGCGUGCAGCGUUCAAAACAUGAUCAUGAGCCAAACAGUUCAUUAGAGGAUUGCUCACACCUGCCGCUUACUGGCCAAAUACAUCAGACAACCACUAGUCAGUCGCUGCCUCCAACAUCUAUUAUCUCGGUAGCUUGUAAUCCAGAGCAGAAGACAGCCUCAACUAGAACCAAGCCAGCGCUCAACAGUACAGUGGUAUUACCGGUGAUAUGCACGAGUGACUCUGUUUCAGUCCAAGUUGAACGCGGGUCUGUAGAUUCUCAAGGUUUUGGAGUAAAACACGAGACUGAUGGGUCGAAAAUUUGGAUGUCUCCAUUAAGAGAACCGAGAGCCAAGAAUGAAAAAGACUUUGUUUCUCUACCUGAGGAAUCACCCCUUUCCUCUCUUCAAAAUAUUGGUUGCUUUGAGAAUAUUGGGCUUAACAGCAUGGACAUUUUUCAGCAUACCGGUUCUACAUCACUGACCGGUUUUCACAGUAACUGGUACGAUGGAUUGGAAUUCAACGGCGAUUAUUCGUUUGACCCAGUGGAGUACCAGGUCACGGAUGAUUGCCUUUUCGUAUGA
Asparagus officinalis (garden asparagus) is the source of this 1776-nucleotide messenger RNA. RefSeq names its product two-component response regulator ORR26-like. The transcript is spliced from 6 exons. Gene Ontology annotation, biological process: phosphorelay signal transduction system; cytokinin-activated signaling pathway. The coding region runs from base 175 to 1776 and encodes 533 amino acids. Gene Ontology annotation, molecular function: DNA-binding transcription factor activity; DNA binding. NCBI's taxonomy places the organism in Eukaryota, Viridiplantae, Streptophyta, Magnoliopsida, Asparagales, Asparagaceae. The record is from RefSeq and is a predicted model, not a curated record.